UUUACCCCAGCAGGACCAGCCUCUUGCCAAACAUGUGGGUGUGGCUGUGUUUCUAAAGUGGGGUAAUGAAAACGAAAGUAGUGCAAAGUACAGAAUGGCGGCUGCCUAUGAGUCUGACGAGGAGAACCUGUCAAAGAGUGACAGUGAAUCUGGCUUAAGCUAUGAGUCGCGCAGUGACGGGUCUUCAGAUGAAGAAGCGGAUUGUCAGUUUUAUGGGAAAGAGCCCUGCAAGUAUUACAACCAAGGCAAGUGUAAGGAUGGUGAUAAGUGCUCCUACCUGCACUUCUGCAAGUAUGCCCUGACAGGAACCUGUCGCAACGGCUCCAAGUGUAAGCUGAAACACCCCCGAGGUGGAAGAGAGUCCUCUGGUUCAACCAACGGGGCCUCGAACCGAUCAACGUCUAGAGACCCAAAGCUCACUGAUGGCCAAUUCUACCAGUGGCAGCUGAAUGAUGGAAACGGCUGGAUGGAUGUCAGCAACGAUCACGUUCUCGAGAGCCAGUACUCACUGCCCCACACCAAAAGCAUUAAAAUCUACAACACUCCGUAUGGGGCUGUGAGUAUAGACUUUAACAGGAUGAGAGUGUAUGGAAAGAGUCUGAGAGUGAGACGUUUGGAUGAUGGGAAAACCGCGUGGAUCUGGUACUGCACACUGGGCCGCAAGUGGAUCAAGUAUGGAGACAAGGAUGCGAAGGGGAGCCCCAGUCCUGCAAAGAGCUCCGACAUAGAGCAGAAGUUCCAGAGUAACCCGAUGAGCUCCUAUACUUUCAGCAUCGGCCCUGAAACAUUUGAGAUUAGAUUCAAAGAUAUGCGACAGGUGACUGCAAAGAGAAAGAGGAAAGUUACCCGUCGACCACAGUACCGACAAAAGCCAGCCGGAGCCAGAGCCGGAGCAGGAGCAGCAGUUUCUGAAGCAGCCGCGGCUCUCCAGAAUGUUUCUGUGGGCACCAAACCACAGUGGCAGUUUGAGGGAGACAGCGGAGCGUGGCACGCGUUCAAACACAGGCAGAGCGGCACCCAAACUGAAUGCUCAGUAACUAGCGAUGACAUUGAGAGGAAGUACAAUCAAAAUCCCAAGGGCAGCAUGACCUUCAAAGUGAAAGGACACUCCUACAAGCUGGACUUUGGAGCAAUGAUGCAAACCAACCUCAAAACCAAGCAUACACGCAAGAUCAGACGUGUCCUGGUGUGACUGAUUUUGAAGACCUCAAGAAGAAAGUCUACAGACACUUGUGCAAUACCAUAUUUAUGCAAUCAUUAUAAUCUGGGAUUCAUAUAUUCUCCUGAGACCUGAUCUUUUAUUUGGUGUUAUUUUUAAUUUGUCCUGGCUAUUUGGGAUCAGUAGGACCUGAUGAAUAUAAAAAACUAAAGAUUUUCAACCCUUAUAAAGUCCCAAUCUUCUCAAACGAGACGAUAAUGAAGUCCCAAUGUCCUCAAACAAGACGAUAACAAAGUCCAGAUGUACUGAAACGAGGCAAUGAUUAAGUGUCAAUGUCUUCAAAUGAGACGAUGAUAAAGUCCCAGUGUCUUCAAACGAGACGAUGAUAAAAUCCCGAUGACCUUAAACGAGAUGAUAAUAAAGUCCCAGUGUCCUCAAAUGUGAUGAUAAUAAAGUCCCGAUGUCCUCAAACGUGACGAUAAUAAAGUCCCAAUCUUCUCAAACAAGACAAUAACAAAGUCCUAAUGUCCUUAAAAGAGACAAUAACAAAGUCCCGAUGUCCUGAAACGAGACAAUGAUUAAGUGUCAAUGUCUUCAAACGAGACGAUGAUAAAGUCCUGAUGUCCUUAAACAAGAUGAUAAUAAAGUCCCAGUGUCCUCAAACGAGACGAUAAUAAAGUCCCAAUGUCCUCAAACGAGACAAUAACAAAGUCCCAAUGUCCUCAAACGAGACAAUAACAAAGUCCCGAUGUCCUCAAACGAGACAAUAACAAAGUCCCGAUGUCCUGAAAUGAGGCAAUGAUUAAGUUUCAAUGUCUUCAAACGAGACGACGAUAAAGUCCCGGUGUCUUCAAAUGUCUUCAAACGAGACGAUAAUAAAUAACCAGUGUUCUCAAACGAGACGAAAGUAAAGUCCUAAUGUCCUCAAACGUGACGAUAAUAAAGUCCUAAUGUCUUCAAACGAGACGAUAACAAAGUCCUGAUGUCUUCAAAUGAGUAGGCUACUGUCUAAUUAACAGCAUCUUGUUACUGUUGCUAACAUUGGUCAAAUCUGUUAGCAUAUCAAUCUACAAACAUUAUUAAUCACAAAAUUCAUAACAUGUGAUCAGGUUUUGGACCUUGUCCAUUUUUGUGUCAGGAUCAGCUGCAGACUGACUUGGCAGAGGUGGCUGCCAUCUUGUUUUUACAUGGAUUACUGUAUUGUGCUCUUACUACCACUAGAUGACACAGAAGUGUCCACGUACGAGAACAACAGGUCUAAGUUAAGUAGAAUGAAGUAUAAGGUGCACUAAACCCAAAAUAAGAUGUCCUCAUAUGAGGACACAGGGUCUCAGGAGGAUAUCUAUACAUGGCCUAAUUUAUACAAUCUUUAAUAUUGUUUACACGAGACAGGAAUUCAGGAUGAGAUUAAAUUGUCCUGAACAUGGCUGUGUCAUUUUUAGUAAUGUGGCUGCCACAGGGGAUUGUUUACCAACACAAACACUGCCUGACUAACUUGUGCUCAGAUUAUGAACUGUACCAGCUUGCCUUUUAAAAACUAUUCUUAGACACAGACAGUACACGCUGCCAUACCAGGGGAUGCACUUAAUUUUUGUAGUUAAAUCUGAAGAAGAAAUUGAGAAUAUAAGACAAAGUCUCACGAAAUGAUCAAACAAAAUAUUUCAUGUUACAGUCAAGCUGCCACAUAUCUACGCACUGCCUCGUCUUAUGUUAUAGAACGGACUAUUUAAGAACCAAAUCUAAUUCAAAUGAAUGCCAAUGAACUGUUUUAUUUGAUUUUAAUGGUUUUUAUAUGGUGGUUACAUUAUGUAAUAAAACACUGCAGUUUUUCAGCUCAAUUCAUAUCUUUUUAUUUCAAGAUUAGAAGUCCAGUAUUAAGUCUUAAAGAUUGCUCUCCUUCAUACCUCUGCUUUGCACUGAGAUACCAGUGUGAUACAGAGUAUAUUAAAUAGUAUGUAAUAGUAAUUUGGGUAACUUGUGAUUGCAAGUUGGGAAAAAAUACAUCCAAUGUUUUUUGUUGUUGUUUUUGUUUGUUUUUGAGGCAAUAAAACAUGAUGUGAGUAAAACAAAACAAUAAAACAUGAUGUGAGUC
Molecule: messenger RNA, 3251 nt
Organism: Epinephelus fuscoguttatus (brown-marbled grouper)
Lineage: Eukaryota; Metazoa; Chordata; Actinopteri; Perciformes; Serranidae
Exons: 10
Coding region: 95-1192 (365 amino acids)
Molecular function (GO): metal ion binding
Source: RefSeq, a predicted model, not a curated record